Molecule: messenger RNA, 798 nt
Organism: Mytilus californianus (California mussel)
Lineage: Eukaryota; Metazoa; Mollusca; Bivalvia; Mytilida; Mytilidae
Product: sarcoplasmic calcium-binding protein-like
Exons: 4
Coding region: 40-594 (184 amino acids)
Molecular function (GO): calcium ion binding
Source: RefSeq, a predicted model, not a curated record
AUUUCACCAGAGCAAAGUUUACCAGUAUAUUUUCGAAGAAUGGCGAACGCUUAUUUAAUGAAGAAAUGGACAAGACUGUAUAAAACUUUUGAUUUAAACAAAGACGACGUCUUAACAGUUGAUGAUGCCAAUUUGUUUUCGGAUAGAUUUAUUGAAAGCAACAAACUGAAGGGUGAGCAGGCCACAGAAUUCAAGACAAAAUUUUUAAAUUGGUUUCGAGAUUUUCUCCUGAAAGGAGAAGAGAAAAUGACAGAGGAUGGAUUCGUUAAAAAGAUGAGAGAGGAAUAUCAAAAAGACGGAAAAGAAUUUGAGAAAUCCGUCAGAAAGGAUAUGUCUGUAUUGGUAUCGAUCACAGAUGUUAACAAAGAUAAUAUGAUAUCCAAAGAAGAGGUUAGGGAAGCACUGAAAGCAAUGGGAUUGGUUACCUUUGAUGAGAAGUAUUUUAACGCAUAUCCACAAAUUAAACCAGGCUUCAUAGAAGCUAAUCUUUUUUUGCAAAGUUGGGUUGAGUAUUGCUGUAACAGCGACGAUAGAGAUGUCAGUAAUUUGGAGAAAGCUCGUCUGUAUGGAUUUAGAAUGAUUGAUUCUAUUUAAGGAUUCAGUUUCUUUCAUUAUUCAAUUAUACGUAAUAAGAAUUAACACUGUAUCACUUACCUGUCUGUAUAAUUUGUUAAACUUUUUGAAUGCAAACUCUUCCAUACUCCCAUGGCAUUGUCCCUUCUCCAUUUUCAGUUCCAAGAAAUGAAAUGUUUUCGUAAAUACCUGUUUUUGCAAAUAAAACAGAGUCUAUUUUGUAUA